AUGCUUUCCUCUACUCUAGCCAGAGUGCUAGGCCACCAUAAUAUAUCAACACCUCAAUAUCCACUCUCUUCUGCUCGUCCAGAUAAGCUCUCCUCCCAAUUUCCACCACACGUUUCAACCGCCAGGAAGGAAGGUGACAAGUCCAGCCAUUCCAUUCGGACUGCAUGGUCAGUCUUGUCAGCUCCGAGCAAGAGGCAAGAUGACGCGCCAAGACUGUCCGAAAGAGGAAGGUUGCCCGCUCUGGAAGGUGUCGCUUUGGAGGAGGGUAGAUACAAGGCUCUGGGAUUAAUAGGUACUAUCGGGUUCCGGAUUGUGGAAGAGCCUGGUAUGCGUGCGGGUAGAAGAGUAGUGGUCUGA
Molecule: messenger RNA, 357 nt
Organism: Morchella importuna
Lineage: Eukaryota; Fungi; Ascomycota; Pezizomycetes; Pezizales; Morchellaceae
Exons: 5
Coding region: 1-357 (118 amino acids)
Source: RefSeq, a predicted model, not a curated record